This is a messenger RNA of Puntigrus tetrazona (Sumatra barb), 3928 nucleotides long. RefSeq names its product UDP-GlcNAc:betaGal beta-1,3-N-acetylglucosaminyltransferase 2b (gene b3gnt2b). Gene Ontology annotation, molecular function: hexosyltransferase activity. The transcript has 3 exons. The coding region runs from base 292 to 1485 and encodes 397 amino acids. NCBI's taxonomy places the organism in Eukaryota, Metazoa, Chordata, Actinopteri, Cypriniformes, Cyprinidae. Gene Ontology annotation, cellular component: membrane. The record is from RefSeq and is a predicted model, not a curated record.
AUGACUUUGACGAAGAUAAAGGCAGAAGUUUGGUGUUAGAUCAGUUCGGUUCCAGUCUGUGUUCGCUGAGUUUUGAUAGCAAGACGCAAGCUUUAACUUUCAUGUUUCGUGGCGAGGAGAGCGACACGGAGUCGUCCGCGCGCGGAUCUGGAUUUCUUUCCACAUCAUUCCUGUUUCUGUGAUUCACUCUGUUAGUGUCAGGAUGGGUUAAAAACAACUGCUAGCACCUGCUCACCAUACACCUGGACCUUCCACAGUAUCACCUGUGCACAGGUGGUGAGUCUUGACACCAUGCAGGGACCUCGGAGGAAGGUGAAAGUCAUGGUGAUGAUGACAAUGGUGUUCAUCUUCAUCGUGGUGGAGGUCUCUCGCAAUGCUGGGAAGAGCGACGGAAAUAAAAAUAAGCAGCUCGUUCCCACAAAGCGUUUCUGGGCAAAAGAUCUCCCCAGUGACGCUUACUGGAAUCGCCGGCAGCAACAUCUGAACUAUAUCAACAAUCGCAACCUAGAAAAACUCAACUUCACAACUGAUAAACUUCCAGACUGGCUGAAUGACACAAUCAGUCUGGACUCCUGUGAGCCGGACUUCAGGGUGACCACCCAAGUAAAGGAUUACAACUCUCUACCAGAUCGCUUCAAGGACUUUCUGCUUUACAUGCGAUGCAGGUCCUAUCCCAUCGUGAUGGAUCAGCCGAACAUCUGCAAAGACCCACCGUUCCUCCUCCUAGCUAUUAAAUCUUUAGUCCCGCAUUUUGAUCGACGUCAGGCCAUCCGUGAGUCGUGGGGCAAAGCUGGCCUCCUCGCAAACAGAACAAUCAUUACAGUGUUUCUUCUUGGAAAUGCAGCCACGGAGGACCACUUUCCUGAUCUCUCAAAGAUGCUUCUCCAUGAGAGCUCCAUACAUGGAGAUAUCCUUCAAUGGGACUACAGGGACACCUUCUUCAACCUCACCAUCAAGGAAGUUCUUUUCCUGGAAUGGCUAAACACCCACUGUCCUGGAGUCAAUUACAUCUUCAAGGGCGAUGACGACGUUUUCGUUAACACUCUCCGUAUUAUAGACUUCCUUAGCAAUCUUUCUCAUGCUAAAGGCAAGGAACUGUUUGUAGGAGAUGUGAUUACUAAUGCAGGUCCACACCGGGACAAAAAGGUCAAGUAUUUUAUCCCUGAAAGCAUGUUUGUUGGAGCAUACCCUGCUUAUGCGGGUGGGGGUGGUUAUUUGUUCUCGGGACAGCUGGUCCAGAAACUUCAUAACGUCUCGAGGUUGGUGCCUCUCUACCCCAUUGAUGAUGUCUACACAGGUAUGUGCCUUAAGAAACUGGGCCUUGCUCCUGAGAAGCACAAAGGCUUCAGGACAUUUGAUAUCGAGGAGAAAUAUCGCGAUAAUGCCUGUGCCUAUAAAAGCCUGAUGCUGGUCCAUCCCAGAAGUCCUCAACAUAUGAUUAAAAUCUGGGCCUGGCUGAAUGACCCAGCCUUGAACUGUCAAUGAACUGCUGAUCCAGGGUUUUGGCUGCUGUAAAGGGAUGGUUCACAUAAAAAAAGCUAAUUCUGUCAUCAUUUACACACCCUCAUAUCAUGAUUGAAUAGACUGUGGUAUUUCUUUCAGUGGGAUCCAGGCUUUUUUGGUCACCAAUGACCUUCAUUAUUUGGGGCGUGUUUUGUGUUCUGCAGUUUGGAACCGCUUUAGAUUGAGCAGAUGAUGACAAAAUUGUAAUUUUUUUUUUUUUGGUGAACUAGCUCUUUAACUUUUUUAACGUUUUUCUAUUGUGAUUUUUUUUAUUUAGCCUCUUUACUUCAUUUCAUGUCAAAGGUCAGUGGCGACGAUGAGCUCUUUAGAUAGUCUAUAUAUAUUUCAAAUGUAGCUCAAAAUUGCUACCCACAUAGUAUUCAAAUGGCUUGAGUUUUUGUGUCAACAGCUCUGCUGAAAAUGUUACAAGUAUUUAUAGAGUGCUCGUGGUUGUGAGAUCAGCGGUGCUGAAGAUUGUGGGAAAUUCAGUUCAGCUGGUCUGAACAUUGGCACACCUGAUAAAUAUCUGCUGAUCAUUUUGAUUAAAUGUUGUUGUUUUUUUUUUUUUUUUUUUUAAAUAGGAGAAUUCUGUUGCAUUAUGAUAAAGUGAACAGACGUGUUUCAACACACUAUGCAGCCAUCACAAGCCUAACCUAUACUUGCUGCUCUAGCUUUCUGUAAUGUGUAGAAACAUAUUGCCCUUCUGUUUUGCACAUAGCCCAUGCUCCUUUAGAUUAAUGAGGAGUUGGCUCAUUUUUAGAGCCCUAUUUGUGGGGACAGCGGGUUUUGGAUACCAACUAAAUAUAGGUUGCUUACCCAAACCUCUACAUAUGUGCUUUGGACCUACCGGCUGUUUUCCUUCUAGAUUAUUUAUUCUUUUUCAGGGGCAGACAAUCAGUGGCAAGUCAUAAAGCUUUGUAUUAACAGAUUAGCCGAAACCGGGCCAUUGCGUCAAAGGAAGGUUUCAAAUUUCCAAAAUCAUUAACUCCUUUGCUGAAAAGCCAGAGGAUAUACUGUCUCCCCUCUCAGAUCUGAUUCUUGGGAUGUUUUUCAGAGCAAAUGAAAGGCUAUGGCUUUCAUUUUCUAUUUAAAAUCCAGGGAUCCCAAAAUUUACCUUCACUAAAUGAAUGAAACUUCACAGACCGUUUUCAGACCUAAAUGUAGCCUUUCGCUGUCAUUUAUUUUUUCCGUUUUAUAAAGAGGCCAGGAAACGGUCUCAGCUGGAUGACUUAAUUACUGAAUUUUACACAGUGGCCCCCAACUAUGUCACAGUGACCCCUGCUGGCCUUCAUGUUGUGUGUGUAUUUUUUUUUGUGAAAUAAACACUGGACCUUCUUUCAAAUUUGCCUUAAGCUUGAUUGAAUAUUUAAAUCAUGUUUGUGUAUAAUAUAUAUUUCUGUUUUUGUUUCAUUUAUGACUGUUCAUCAUCAACUGCGUCUCCUGUUAAAGACGGUUAGGCCUAGUAAUUAUCAUAGGGUGUGCUGAGUAUAUCCGUUCUAUAAAUAAAAAUGUUACUUUUCUUUGUGGCUCACUGGUUGCUUGCUGAAGAGCUAAAUCAAACUUGUCACGUAGUGUUUUUGUAGUGGCACAAUUUGUAGUGUUUAAUAUUAAGUUGUCCACCCAGCUAUGAGGAAUGAAGGCUAAGGAUGUGGGUUGUUGUUGUUUUUUUUUUUUUUUUUUUAUUAUUGUGUCUCUGCUAAUGGCAAGCCAAGCACACCGUUUAACAGCCUGAUGUAGUGUUUGGUGGGAGCAACACAGUGUUUACAUGAGUUCAUGAACAUUACAGAAAGCUUGUAUUUAUAAACUACAAUUUUAUCCAUGACAGAGGUAGAUUAUGCAAGUUUUUAUACACUGGUAUUUGCUGUACACUUGUGAGUUUUUCAUAACUGUGACGUUUAUGUAUUAGAAAUUCUUUUAAAAGUAAUUCAGUUCCACUUUUGUUACUGCCUUCAAAAUAAUUCUUUAUUCCCAUCAUAAGAUAUUUGAAUGUUAAUAUGAUGCCUUAAAUGUGGCUUUAGACGUGCUUGUAUUUAUGUCGAUGUGUAUAAUCAUGAAAAUCCAGUUCUAAAAAUGAAAUUAUUGCUUAUGAUGAAAUCAUGAGUUUGUAUUUUUGAAUUAUUACUCCAUUGUGUGUCUAUACAGAGUUUUGAAAACAUUAAUUUUGACUUUGCUCUAAAUUUUAAUAUUUUUUUUUUUGUGGAAAUCAAAUGACUUUUUCGGCAUGUUUUUUCACGCUGAAAAUUAUCUGGCAAUGCCUCUUACCAAAAAAACAUUGAACUACACAAACAUUUACCAAAAUGUGCCUGUUAAUUGUGAUCAUUGUCUUUUGUAAUUGAAUAUGCACACGCUUAUUUUGUCAUGUUUCUGACCGUCUUUUUUCAAGUUAAUUCUUGUAAUAAAUUGAAUAAACUGUCUUAUACCUCUA